AUGGAUGCCUUUAGGUCACUUGAGAACUGCCACGACCUUCGACAGCUGGCAACGAACCUGCUUGGAGCAAUCACGGAGUAUACGCUCCGUGGCAACAUGGGCCAAGCACAGGAGGCUUCCCUCCAGUCCAGGAUUCUCAGCCUGACAGGAAACAUUCGCAACCUUGUGGCACAGCCCCAGGACCAGUGGCUGUUGCACAUCGUCCAAAGCAACGAGAUGGCUGCCAUCAAGCUCUUCGUUCACUGGCACGUCUUUGAACACAUUCCAAUCGAACAAUCCAUAUCCUACGCACAGCUGAGCGACAAGGCGAGCGUCGAUCUUUCUCUUCUCAUGCGGGUCUCACGUAUGCUCAUUUCCACCGGUGUCCUGGGAGAAGCCGGGCCUGAUCGAGUUGUGCACACUGCAAAGUCCAAGAUCUUCCUUCACGGUAACCCAUACGGGGACUUGGACCAAGUCGUGAUGGAGUACGGAUUGUCUGGUUGCGACAUGAUCCGGUACUUUGAAAGCAACGGGCGAAACGAGCCGGACGGCCUCAGCCCUAGCCCAUUUACCUUCACGAAGGGGAUGCAGGGAAGUGACAUGUGGGGCAUUUACAAUGAUCAGGGCAAAAAGGAGGAGUUCAUGCGGGCAAUGACGGCGUUAGACCGCUUGGCGCCGAUCAUCGGCGUGUAUGACUUCUCGUGGAUUGCCGAAGCAUCGGCCAAGGCCGACAACGACAGAGUACUGUUGGUCGAUGUCGGUGGUGGCAGCGGUCAUGCGGUUCAGGCCAUCUGCGGGAGCAUUGGUCUGCCGUUGGAGCGUUGUGUGCUGCAGGACAAAGAGCCUGUCAUUUCGAGGGUCGAAGAACAUAUCUCCAAGGCCAUGGCGGCGGAUAGUACCCUGCUGAUAGCCGAACACGUCGUCGAGUGGCCUCCGAAGCCCGAGUCUACUGCCAUGGACAUGCUCAUGCUAGCUGUCGGCGGGAAGGAGCGGACCGCGAUGGAGUGGGCUCUUCUUCUGCGAAGUGGGGGGCUGACGCUGGAACGCAUCCAUCGGAACCCCACCUCAUCACAUUGUAUCAUCCGGUGUAGCAAGGCCACAAUUGUGGCUGGUCAGGACCAGUUGGCAAUUGAAGCUUAG
Messenger RNA from Colletotrichum spaethianum, 1119 nucleotides. RefSeq names its product methyltransferase fsa4. The record is from RefSeq and is a predicted model, not a curated record. The transcript has 4 exons. NCBI's taxonomy places the organism in Eukaryota, Fungi, Ascomycota, Sordariomycetes, Glomerellales, Glomerellaceae. Gene Ontology annotation, molecular function: methyltransferase activity. The coding region runs from base 1 to 1119 and encodes 372 amino acids.